Messenger RNA from Trypanosoma grayi, 1824 nucleotides. RefSeq lists its product as hypothetical. The coding region runs from base 1 to 1824 and encodes 607 amino acids. The transcript has a single exon. Lineage: Eukaryota; Euglenozoa; Kinetoplastea; Trypanosomatida; Trypanosomatidae. The record is from RefSeq and is a predicted model, not a curated record.
AUGGCGCUCGCGCGAGCCAUCACAGCGAGCUACGACGCACUGAGGACACAGCAGCAGGGUCCAUCUGUCGUUUCGUUUGCUGCUGCUGCAGAUGGUAAUUCCGAAGAGGCGUUGCUGAGCCCACUGGAGCUGUUGUCGGCGUUUACCAGCGCGUUGGACGCGAUGUCCGAUACCGACGACGACGUUCGCCGUGCGGCACUCGUCGUGCUGCGCGUCAUCCUCCGCCCUCCCUGCGGCUCUCAGCGCGGCGGCGUGACGUGUGACCUAGAUCGGACGCGUGCCGUGUUGAGCGUGGUGAACGUGACGCUGACCCACGCCAUGGUGUCCGUGCGUCGCUCCGGCGUGGAGCUGCUGCAACUCAUCCUGCAGGUCAGUCCACGCGGUGUUCGUGCGGUGCUGCGCGAGUCUUCAGUCUGGGUGAAGAUGGCGAGUCGUGUCUCCUCCGUCGUUAUGCAGGGCGGUGGCAGCAGCAACACCGGCAACACAACAGCAGGUACAGCGCCGGCGAUGAAGAUGAUUCACGUUGUACCCGAGUUGCUCGAGACGAUGCUGCGACACCGCACAGAUGUGCUCGACAACAGCAGUGGGGAGGAGGUCCAGCAGGACGAAGUAAAGACGGAGGAAGUGGGCAAUGAUGAUGGAACAGGCGGUGGUGAUGCUGCUACUGGUGCAGCGCCGGAAGAAAUAUUGGCCCUCUUCGAGGAGUGCGCACCACGGUGGAGCAUGGCGUGGAAGGAGCUGAUGGAGCUGCGCGCGGCUCUCUUCCGCGAUGCAGAGCGGGUACAGCGGGCCACCGCAAUGGCGCGUACGUUUGCUUGCAUGGCUUUGUACCUGCGCGAAGAGCGGCUACUUAAACGGUCGCAUGCACAGUUGAUUCGGCAGCUUUUUACAGCCAAGGUGCCGUUCACGAUGCACGAGUUGAUUUCUCCUACUACUACUGCUGCUGCUGCUGCUGCUGCGUCGGCGGAGGGUGCUGGUAGUGGUGGCAGUAGCAACAAGGCACGGGUGGAGUUGGCGAACGCCAUUGCUGAUGCAUGCCUCCCUGUGGCGGCCACCGAUGAAGACGCGUGGCGUGUGCUUCGGGACUUCUUGUCCAUCGUCCUCCGUGGCGCGAAGGAUGCGGCAUCGUCGGCGCACGCUGGCGGCGACUCCAAACGUGCUGUGCAACUAUUGGGCCCGCUGCGCACACUGCGGACGGCGGUGGUGCGGUUCCCUGCCAAGCUCCUACCACGACUGCUGUUUCUUGCGCCCCCGCUUCUGCAAGUUGUAACACGCUCCGCCAGCAGCAUCAGCAGCAGCAGUGCAGACGCCACUGCGUGGGUGACGGUGCUCCUUGCAACAGCAGAUGUUCUCGCCGUCCUGCUUGCCUCGCAGGCUGCUACCGCCUCGCCGCACGGGGUGCGCUUUCUUUCUGAGGCUGUCUUGGCGGUGCCACGGCUGCUCUUCUCUCUUCGAAGCCACGAGGAUGCCGCGGUGGUGGAUCGCGUUGUGUUGGCCUUCCUGCAGCCGCUCUGGCGUGUUGCGAGCACUGGUCACCCGUUGCUGCACUCCUCUGCAUCCGCUGGUGGAGAUGCCGCGACGCAGCUGCGCCUGUCACUGCCGUCGCUCUUUGAGCUUCGCGUGCCCAAUGAGGAGAAAUCUGGUGAGUACAUCACACUGGAGGGUGUGCUGUGCCGCUGCAGCGACCGCACAGUGGAGUUGGCGGUGCAUGUGCUCUUCUACCUUGGCGGCGAGGUGCCCUGUACACGUAUGGGGAGCAUAAGCGGCAGCGAGAGAGCUGCGCCCCUCGCGUUUCCAGCACUCACCAGCACCCUUCCCUGUUAA